Messenger RNA from Cylicocyclus nassatus, 5274 nucleotides. NCBI's taxonomy places the organism in Eukaryota, Metazoa, Nematoda, Chromadorea, Rhabditida, Strongylidae. The record is from the annotation of a GenBank genome assembly.
AUGCCGCCUCCAACGACUCGCGCUCGUGCACCAUCAUCUGAUACCGGGGCCCAUCCCCAGUUUUCUAAAAUAACACCUAGUGCUCCUGCGGCACCACAGGUUGCCGCAGCAGUAUCGGCGUCGUUGGCCCACGUGGUCGACGAUGGCCCCGUCACAGGGCGGGACGUUAAGGAAUUGCGCGACGUUACGGCGCAAGCGAUCACCGAUGUGUGGACUGACAGCCGCCAGGCAACGGCAAACUUGGCUGGGAAAAUCAACGCUACAAACGCAUCGCUCCUAGCAGACCUCAACGAGUCUUUUUCGGCAAUGGGUCAUCGGAUCGACGGGCUUCCAUCCGCAGUAAAUAUCACGACCCCGAUCCCGAUCCCCUCGCUUCCGUCCUUUAGUGGCUUAGAUGAGGACCCAACUCAGUUUUCAGCAUGGCUGGCUCGGGUGGAGGAUAUUUUUGACAUGUUAUCGCCGCCUUUAUCUUCUGCGAUGAAAGCCAAGCUACAAGCUUUGGAUACUGCCGAUGCGGUCGAGCAGCACCUCGCAGGAACAAUCUCGGACCGCCUGAUCACGCCCUUGUCCGUGGCACCACUGGAAGUGAAGACCGUGAAUCUUCGUCCCACUAGGCCAAGUUUUCGUAUUCGUGAGCCACAGGUGUCCCGUCGAAGCAAUUCAUUCCAGGGCCGAAGACGCUCCCGCAGCAUGGUCGAUGUUAUUUCGCGGUUUAAUACCGAUCGUACUGUCUGUUAUUCUUGUGGAGGCCUCGGACAUAUGGCUCACCAGUGCCCAUCCCAACGUCAGCAGCUUGGAAACACAGCCAUAACACUCCCGCUUACCAUCUUCCACAAUCUGGUAUUGACAAACCUCAGUGAAAUCACACAAGACCACCAACUCACCGAGGUGUGGUCUACCGUUAAUCAGGAACAUUUCCUUCGUCUUGACCACCCAACCUCUCCUUACAGAGGCACCCUUCAGCAGCCAACCUCCGACGGCUUCUCCUUGCUUUCGCUUGUCUUCGGGGUUCUAAAGUCACUCGUGGUCCUAUAUUGCAAGCUCUACUACUCUACAAUCUUCGAUCGACUCCCAUUACCUGCGCAUUUUCGUUCAUCAAGCAACGCUUCUGCCACAGAAGCUGUUGCCAACAGGGCCAUUUGCCCAGUUUUCUCAAAUAACAUCAAUACUUUCCACGUAGACCUUUCCAAGGCCGAGGUCACCGACGAGGAACGGCAGCAACUUCAGGCCCUUUUCGAAGAAUUUAGCGACAGGAUUUCACACGACUCAUACGACCUAGGAUCAUACGAACAUUCACAGAUUGACAUCAGAACCACCACCAACAUACCACCCACGCGUUUUCGACCGCCGCGAAUACCUGUUAAAUUUCAGAAAGAACUCGAUGAACAUAUAAACAAGCUUCUGCGAGCCGGUCGCAUUGUUGAGAGCGACACUCCGUGGAUACACAACACUGUUCUGGUCAAAAAGAGGGAUGGGUCGCUUCGCGUGUGCCUAGAUUUCCGCCCAUUGAAUGAGAUAACAAUCCCGGACCAUUUCCCGCUUCCGGGAAUAGAGGACAUAUUAGCCAAAAUCUCCGGCCACAGGUACUACACGACUUUGGAUCUCGCCUCCGGCUACAUGCAACUCCUGUUAUCCCCCGAAAGCCAGGAAAAGUGCGGCUGGGCCACCCACCGAGGGAUAUACCAAUUUGUCUAUCUACCUUUCGGACUAAAAAACGCCGGCGCUUACUUUUCUCGGGCAAUGUCUCGUAUCCUAGCGGGUUUGGAGGAUAACUGUCUUGCAUAUCUUGACGACAUUGUGGUUUUCAACUCCGACUUUCCGAGUCAUCUGUCCACAUUGCGCAAAGUCUUCUACCGCUUUCGCAUCUAUAACAUCAAAGCUUCUGGCAAAAAGCUUAGUGAGAUUGCGCGCACUACGAUAACCUUUCUAGGGCAUGAGAUUUCCGGACGAUCCUACUCUCCAGCGGAGCGAAACCUUCGAGCAAUCCAAGACUUUCCCACUCCAACAUCGAUCAAGGAAGUCAAGGCAUUUGUAGGUAUGGCCAACUUCUUUCGUAAAUUCAUUCCCAAUUUCUCCCUUAUCGCUACUCCUCUCUACGCGCUUUUAAAAGCUAACGCUAAGUUUACCUGGGAAGCCGCGCAGAAAGAAGCCUUUUCCCGUUUGAAGACUUGCCUGUUAUCCAAACCUUGCUUGGCAUUUCCUCAAGAUAAGGAAUUUUUUCUGCAUACGGAUGGCAGCCAGGUCGCCGUAGGGGCAGCGCUUUUCCAACAGGCAAGCGACAGCGACCACCUAGUCGCUGUAGGUUAUUUUAGCAAAGCAUUAUCCGACUCUCAGCGUAAGUGGAGCCCUACCCAUAUUGAACUCUUCGCCAUUAUUAGUGCCUUACGUUUCUUUCGCGCCAUUAUUUACGGGAAUCACACCACGAUCUAUUCCGACCACCGCCCCUUGACAUUCUUGCUUACGCACAACAAGACGCACGACAACUUGGCCAGAUGGGUAGUGGAACUCCAAAGUUACGAUAUCACCAUCAAGUAUCACAAAGGCUCAUCCAACGUAGUCGCCGAUGCCCUUUCGCGUUCCGUAGAUAAGCACGUUCGCUUCGAGGACGACGCUGCCGAUAGUACUGACAUCAUCGAGUUUCCAGUAAGUAUCAACUGCUGCGCUCCCCCUACCUUUUCUGUCAGGCCACCCAUCAUUUACCUGACCCAGGCCACGGCUUUGCGACCAUACGACGCACUAUUAGAACAAAAAAGCGAUGCGUUUUGCUCCCCGCUCAUGACCUUUCUGGAAACUCAACGCUUUCCCGACAACUUGUCUGACGACGAAAAAGUAGCUUUUCUGAAGCUUGCUGAACAGUGCGUACUCAGAAGUAAUGGGUGCUUGUAUCACGUACACGGCGAUCGCAAUAGUCAUUUGAAGUUUGAACGCUUGGUUGUACCAGAAAAGUUGCGCGAGCCGGUCUUCAUAGCCUUCCACAGUAGUCCCUCGGCUGGCGGUCACUUUAAUUGGCGCAAAACAUUGACAAAAAUCGCGCGGAAAUACUACUGGCCACACAUGUCCGAAGAUGUCUUUUCCCUCGCCCGCUCCUGCGAGGCAUGCCAGCGUAAGCGAGCCCAACAGCUGAACAGGGAACUGCUCAUCACGGUUUCUAGUCAGGGCGUUUUUGAGAAGGUUUACAUAGAUCUGACCGGUCCCUUUCAUACCUCGGAUUCGGGAAACAAGUAUAUCGUCGCGAUGAUCGAUCAUUUUACCAAAUAUGUUGUCGCAGCGCCUCUACCUGACUGCACCGCCGUAACAGUUGCACAGGCUGUCAUGACGGAGUGCAUCCUCAAGUACGGCGCCAUGAGGCAGCUGAUUUCAGACAAUGCAUCUUACUUUAAGGGAGAGGACGUCGUCAUGAUUCGGGUAGACCUAACUCGUGGUCAUUUGGCAAUGGACGAUCUCUCUCCACAGCAGCAGUUGGAGGCAUUAGUUGCUCACGCGCUGGCCAGGGAUGAAAACCCCGAUGCUACACAACAGCAGCAAGAACAAGCGUCAGACACCAGCUCCUCCGUCAUGCAAAAUGUCUACCUUGACUACCCGGAAGAGGCGCUCCUUGCCUCCGACGUUGAGUCUAUGAACCUCUCACCUGCGUCAUCUCUCACCUUGACCGCGUCUCCGCCUCCGGGACCUUCCACCGACACCCAGAACCUGCUCAUCGUCCCCGUCCCCUCUACAGAGGAAGCCAAGUGGACCACAGUAAGAGACAAGCCGCCAACCAGCACCCCUUCCGGAUCCCCCCACGGAAGCACGCGCCGGCGGCGCGCCUCCUCCCCUUUGUUUGCUGAAGAGAUGCUUCACGAAGAACCCCUCGCCGUGCCUUCCUCAUCGUCUUACCACGACCACCCUUUUGACAUCCCUGCCCAGCCGAUUCAGGAUGACAUCGUCAGUCUUCGUGAGCGCCUUUUCAACACUGACAUGCAGGGCGUAAGUCUACUCAGACCUGGAACUCGGCCCCCUAUCAAGCACGUCCUCACGCCGCAACGCCGUCCUCCCCCUACGUUCACUCCGGAAGGACAUAGCCAUUACCUAAUCGAACACCAUCCCUGGGCGCAUCUGGUCAGCCCGCGCCCUAUCGACGUGCUCCAGUCAAGAGCCAUACAACCGGUCCUCGAUCUCCCGACGGAAGAAUAUCGACAUCUACCCAGCGGAGGAUAUCGCAACACUCACUUCGCACGGUCACUCUUUCCGCGUAUUGCGAUUCGGGCCCAUUGCCCAGUACUCCAAAUUCCUUUCAUUGAACUUCAGCAUCUUGAAGAUACGAUCGCGUUCCGGGACCGAACCCUUCGCAUGAUCGAAGACCUCCAGGACGGCACCUAUGAUGACUUCCGCGAGAUCGACUCACCAGUACAACCCGAUCGGCUACGCUGUAUGCUUGCUCCAGAGACCUGGCGAGGCCGUCGUCCAGUAUUGCCCAACAAAGAAGAAAGGGAGAGGCUACUUGAUCGCGCUGACAGGUUCGACAACUUUGAGAGUGACCAUUCGGUUGCGCUAAUCAAGAUGUUGAAACUUUUCAAUGUAACAGGAGCCGCGCAUGCAGCACUUCCUUUCCUAUCCGACGAUCACCAAACACACUGGGUUGCUGCCGUAGUCCCAAGUCUCACCGUAUAUACCAUCAGGUUGAAUUUUGUGCUCCACAACAUGGCAAACGAAGCCGGAUGGGCUGCUCAACGCCCAGUUGCAGUGUGGAUAGCCGGCUCCGCUUCCCUUGCCUUCGUAAGAGUUAGGUCAGUGACGAUGGAUCCCGAUCAGAGGACAUUAGCAAUCUCAACGGAAGCCUACCAGUACUCGCACCGCAGCAUCCUGGGAGAUGUCGCUAAGCACGCACGUCGCGUAGGCCCAAACUUGGUCGUCGACGUCGGAGUACACCUCAUUAAAUCCCCGCUAGCCUCUAAUCCGGUCUACGAAAGUAUAUCGCGCGCGGAUCUCUCUAUAACCGCACCAGCAGGUACAUUUGGGGAUGGAGUAAUGAAUGCCAUGUACGGCCGCGCACGAAUAGGUUGCUCUCCUCGACAUUCACAGGGCGUGACUGAAGGAAACCUGAGACUCGGAGAGAGGACUCGCGCAGCUGCCCGAGAUGGUCGGGCAACGCCACCUGCUCCAUCGGCCUCCUUCAACCCCAUGAUCCUACCGGUCGUCGCUUCCCCUCGUCAUACCUACUUCCGUAUCAACCUGCCUUACUGUCGUCUCUCAUAUGCUGAUAUCGGUGCAAUAAACCAUGUAACCUGCCAGUGA